CUGACGAGACCUGGCCACACUGAAACAAAAACAAUAACUGGAGACUGGCCGCGGGUUUGUGGAAAACAAAACAAAGGAUAAAUAUUUGAUCGCACCAUGCAUACCGUGUACGCACUGCUCAAGAACAAGCUGAGCGAUGUGCAUCCGCUGCACAACAUCGAUCUGGACAGGGAUGUCGCCUACUUGAAGGCUUUGGUGACCAAGGAGCUGCAAUUGCAGUUUGACGCCAAUGAACUGGAGAUCAUCCAUCACGGGAGAGUGCUGGAGGAUGCGGACACCCUCAGCCGUUCGCUACAGCCCAAUGCCGUGAUUCAUUGCUUUCGGAAGACCAAACGAUAUACGCCAUAUGUGCCACCAGUGGGCUCCGAGAUCAACACAAAGCACAUCCAGGAGCUGUUCUCGCUGACGUCGCACCUCCAGAUUAGCGUCACUUCGCGUUUUAACAUCCUGCAGAAGAUACUGGCGGAGUAUCCGGAAUUCAGGCGCAAUCUGGGCGCCCAGGCCUUGAUCCGGGAUUCGGUGCUGUUCAAUAUGCUGCACGAGCCCGAGGUGGUCCAAAAUCUGGUCCGCGACUAUCCGCUCAUCUGCGAGGCUGCUCCAUAUAUAGUGGACACCAUUCGCAAGGAAUUGGCCAGGAACAGCUCAGCCACACAGUUCCAGGAACAAGCUGCCUCAGAAUCAACCACUUCAUCGGAGGAGGAGAACUCGCUCGGUGCCGGAAGCAGUAGCAGCGGCGGGAGUGGCGGCACCGCUGUGGCAGCAGCUGCGGCUGCCAACCGACGCGAUGAGAUGGCAAACAUUCGACAGAUUAGCCGCCAGCAGCUGGCGAAUGCCUUGGCCAAUGUGACCUCGUUUAAUUCUCUUUCGAACAUAGCCCAACGAAAUGCAGAUGAGGCACUACAUGGCGAUGAGAGACCGAGGACCAGUACCUCGGCUCCACUGGUGGGAACCGGGUCUGGUCCAGGAACCGGAGCCGCAAGCAGCAGCGGAGCCAGCGGCACUAGUUCCAUCUCUUCGGAGCUGUUUCGCAAUGAGCUGGCCCGAGCGUUUCAAUCUCUAUCGCAACAGCAACCAGCGGUGGAAAGUAUGGAGGUAGAGUCCGGAGGAGGAGCAGCCGCCGCUGCCGCCGGCGCAGCAGCAACACCUUCCGAAGAUGUGGAUGACGAUGAUGAUGGUGAUGGGGGUGACGACAGCGAUGUGUUGCCGCGCUGCUAUCGCCGUCAUCGCUUUACCGAACAACUGCGCACCAUGGCCGCCAUGGGCUUCAUCAAUCACACCCAGAACGUCAACUAUCUGACCUUGGCAGAUGGCAACGUGGAGCACGCCAUUAACUUGCUGAUGCUGGGCAUGAACUAAAGAGGGUAUCGGGACUAGCUAACCACCUGAACUGUGCUUACUACACUGACUUAUAUAUUUAUUCUGCUGCUGCUGCUGCGUUUGAGGGUUCUGAAGCAUUCAACUCCCAACAAAAGCAAGGAAUAUCUCACGAGAACUUAUAAUAAUGAUUAAAAAUACAUUUAGAGGA
This is a messenger RNA of Drosophila kikkawai, 1525 nucleotides long. Its product is annotated as ubiquitin-like protein 7. The record is from RefSeq and is a predicted model, not a curated record. Gene Ontology annotation, molecular function: polyubiquitin modification-dependent protein binding. Gene Ontology annotation, biological process: ubiquitin-dependent protein catabolic process. Gene Ontology annotation, cellular component: cytosol. Lineage: Eukaryota; Metazoa; Arthropoda; Insecta; Diptera; Drosophilidae.